CUGCUCGCCGCUACUGAAGUCCGAACCCUGCACAACAGGUGCCGACUCGCUCGGUCGGUGCUGUUCGAUCCUGCCGGCCCGCCCGCCGGACAAAGCCGCCGCCACCGGCCCUCAUGUCGCACUUUGGCAGCCUGGCAUUCGCUGCGGCGACCGCGAUUGCUGCGUGGCAGAGCCCGCGAGUGCACCGCGCGCCCAACCCGCACGCGGAGCUUGUCGUCGUUCUCGAGCAACCGCGACACCUCGGAGGCUUCCUCGGCAACUCUGGCUCGGUGGCUCCGCUGCCCGGCGGCCGCUUCUGCGUCAGCGACACCUCGAGCGGCCGCGUCCUUCUCAUCGGCUCCGACGGGACGCGCCUCGCCUCGUCGCCCGCAAUGUUCGAAGCUCCCGCUGCGCUCGCCCUCUCGCCUAGCUGCGAUAGCGUGUACCUGGCCGACGCGACGGGCCACGCUCUCCACCGCCUCUCCCUCCCGGACCUGUCGCCCAUCUGCAGCACCCGCCCGGUCGAGGGCGCGAGAGGCCUCUGCUACCCGGCCGGGCUCGCCGUCUCGCCUCGCGACGGGCGGGUGUUCGUGUCCGACAAGGGGAACCACCGCGUCGUGUGCUACGACGCCGCCCUGUCGGUCGAGCUCUUCUCGCACGGCCGCUGCGGUGGCGGCGAGGGCGAGCUCAACUCGCCGAGCGGGCUCGCCCUGCUCGGCGGCGGCGGCGCAGAGGAGGAGCGGCUGGUCGUCGCAGACACGGACAACCACCGGCUGGUCCUCCUCGGCUCGGAGGGCGGCUUCGUGCGCUCGAUCGGAGGCCGGAGCGACGCCCCGCCUCCCGGCCUCUCCGAGCCCGAGUUCCUCGAGUGGCUGUCGAGCAGAGGCGCGGCGCAGAGCGGCGCCGUCCGCCUCACGGAGCCGUCUGGCGUCGCCGUCACCGCGGCGGGCAGGCUGCUCGUGAGCGAGCGGGCGAGCGGAGUGUGGCACCUGCUCGCGCCGGACGGCGGGCGGGUGCGGUCCGGCUUCCGGCCGCACCAGCGGCUGCUCGAGGAGGGUGUCGGCCGCGAGGCGUGCGAGGGAGGCGAGGGCGGGCAGGAGGAGGACGGCGCCGGGAGCUGGGCCUGUGGCUUGGCCGGAGGGUCGCGAGCCGGCGACGCGGGGCGCGUCUUUCUGGUGGAGGACUGCGGCGCGCGCGUGCGGAUUGCGCGGACGGUGCGACUGGUUUAAGGCUCGACGAUUUGUGUGGAUUGCUAUAUGCUAAUAAAAACAAAAAUUCGC
Messenger RNA from Emiliania huxleyi CCMP1516, 1259 nucleotides. RefSeq lists its product as hypothetical. The transcript has a single exon. Gene Ontology annotation, molecular function: protein binding; ubiquitin protein ligase activity. NCBI's taxonomy places the organism in Eukaryota, Haptophyta, Isochrysidales, Noelaerhabdaceae. Gene Ontology annotation, biological process: protein polyubiquitination; proteasome-mediated ubiquitin-dependent protein catabolic process. The coding region runs from base 114 to 1208 and encodes 364 amino acids. The record is from RefSeq and is a predicted model, not a curated record.